CAGGUACAGGCGUUUGUAUUCAGAGCAAAAUGUUCUCCAAAAUCGUAGCCUUGUGCGGUUUGGUGGCGGCGUGCCAGGCUGGUCUCCUGCACCAUGCCCCGGCGGUGUCGCACCAGAAUAUCGUGCACCACGAACAACACCACGAGACCCCGGUGCACUACGUCCACGCCGCGCCCGCUUACCACGCCGCUCCCGCCGUCCAUGCCGCUCCCGCUUACCACGCCGCUCCCGCCGUCCAUGCCGCGCCCGCUUACCACGCCGCUCCCGCCGUCCAUGCCGCUCCCGCUUACCACGCCGCUCCCGCCAUCCAUGCCGCCCCCAUUCAUGCCGUCCACGCCGCUCCUGCUCACCACGAGGAGGACCACUAUGUUGAUGAAUACGCUCAUCCUAAAUACGGAUACUCGUAUUCCGUUGAGGAUCCCCACACCGGCGACCACAAAUCCCAGCACGAGACCCGUGAUGGUGAUGUCGUGAAGGGCGAGUACUCCCUGCUGCAGCCUGAUGGCUCCUUCCGCAAGGUCACCUACACCGCUGACCAUCACAACGGAUUCAACGCUGUGGUACACAACACCCCGCCGGUCAUCCAUCAUCAUUAAGAAGGCACGUUUACCCAAUCUGUGAUAUUAGAGUUAAUGUGUUCUAGUUUUGUCGCUAAGUCCAGUCCCUAAGUCUUCCAUGUGUUCUCAUUUUCAUUAGUGCGUAUCAUAUUUUGUUACGAAAUUUCGUAUUAUGUUACCUUGUAGCAAGUGGUACAAAGAGUAACCGCAUAUCUAUUGUAGACAUGCCCUUAUUACUCUUAGUUUUAUACUUCGUAGUACUGAACGGUUAGAAUACAACAUAUUUUAGUUACGGUUAUCACUUUGUAAUAUCUAUUUAGUUCUUUGAUGCUUCUGUAAAUAGAUACUUGUUGUAUAUAGUCACAAUGUAGCAAAUAAAAAUCAUGUUGAUACAAU
This is a messenger RNA of Cydia fagiglandana, 953 nucleotides long. It is a transcript of the gene CPR93, whose product is annotated as cuticle protein 19-like. Lineage: Eukaryota; Metazoa; Arthropoda; Insecta; Lepidoptera; Tortricidae. The record is from RefSeq and is a predicted model, not a curated record. The coding region runs from base 30 to 596 and encodes 188 amino acids. The transcript has 4 exons. Gene Ontology annotation, cellular component: extracellular matrix.